CACAUUUCCCAGCUCAUAUCUCUCCUGUCUGUCUGUCUGUCUGUCUGUCUGUCUGUCUGUCUGUCUGUCUAUCUAUCUAUCUAUCUACAGUAUCUAUCUAUCUAAUACACAUAUCCUCCUAAUUAUUCUAUUCAGUGUUGUAUGUCAAUGUUGUUCCUUUCUCCAUUCCUAAUCAUUUAUCAUAAAAUUGUUAUAUAUUUUGCAAGGGUUCACACUGAUACAUACUUAGAUUAUUUGCCAAGUGAAAAUCCAUAUCUACAUUAUAUCUUUGAAAUGUAAGCAUAUUGUUCAUCUCUUAGUGAGGUUGGAACUGACAAGCUCUACUUUUACUUAGAGAUAUAACCUAGCCCAGUUAUGUUUUCCUGGAAUAAAGUGUCAUUAAAGUAAGUUUUGUUCUAGACAAAGAUAUUUUGGAUUGUAGUAUAUCUGAAGCAUACUUCUUUAGAAACAAUUAAACAGAAAUCGGUUAGUGUAACAUAAAACUGGGCUGCAGUGGUGCAAUACCAUAUAUGUCAGGUUGUGCAGGAGUAAUCUACACUGAAUACACUAAAAACAUGCAUAUGAUUUUAUAGUUAUGCAUCAUAGUCCUCCUAAGUAGUAUUUACUCAUAGGUUAGACCAACUUUACUUGCACAUAAGACCUAUAGAUUUAAUAGGGCAUUUAGGUAUUAAGGUAUUUAGGUAUUAGGGCAUUAAGGGUAUUUAAUUCCAUGUAAAUACCCUUAAUGGGGCAACAUUACUGUCUAUCAUCAGUUUUCUAGUAGGAAGUAGGAAAUUCUGCAUUUCCCCCAUUAGUUUAUUUGUUCUUGUGAAGAUGCUAGAAGUGACAUUAUAUCAGGUUACCGCAGUUUCUCCCGUUAUCCUCUGUCUAAUCUGUUGCGCUCCUCCCUUAAUGGGAUUGAAGCCUUCUUUUAAAGCAGCUAUGUAGGAAUAGCAGCAUAGCUGCUUUGUGAUUCGGGCUGUGACGCAAUAAGAGAGCGUAGUUACCAAAAGGUGUUUAGUGUAGCCCAGCAAGUAUUAAUUGAAACAUGUGCCCAGUCAGCUGAGUUGGAUUUUGAAGCAGCUAUGAAGUACCCCCUGGUCCCUUUAAUCAAUGACUUGACAUUUCCUGUCCUUUUCUUUUGGUUUUGCUUGCCUUUUGGGAUAUUACUGAUCUUGUUGAUUUUCUGGUUUCAGCGUCUUCUAAAUGAAGAUCACGGACUUACCGUUAAAAAGAUAGAGAUGCCACCAUCCGAUAAUACUGAUGGAAACACUGACUUCCAAACUGAAAGUGAACCCAAAGGAAAUAACGGCCAAAGCAAUACUCAGAAAAGGGCCUCAAAAAGUGGCCCGAGGAUGGCGCCAUCUGUGAAAACAAUAGGAUCCAAGCCUGCCUAUCUGAGCUCCAAAGAAGGAGUCCAGGAGAAAGGUUUAGCUGCCAUAAUUUCAGAAAAACUGGACCAGUCUAUUAAACAGUACUGCUCUGAGAAAAACUCCUUGUAUAACACAUCGAUGCUGCUGUGUGUUCUGCUGAUCUCUCUCCUCUUCAGCCUUCUCUGCCAGUUGUUUGAGAUCUCCAAGGUUCUGCGAAUCCAGCUUCUGCCUAUGUCUCCGUUUAUCCGCAUCUAUCGAAUCUUUGCCUGGAUGGGUGAAAAGCCUGUGAACAUCAUGACUUCCCUGAAGCAAGGAAUCUUUGCUCUGUUACCUUCCAUCCUGCGUAAAAAAGAGAAAAAGGACUUCUGGGACGAAUAAUAUGUGUGAGGAAAAUUAAAAUGUAGCUACUCCACCAAGUAAAGCAAAAGUAAUGCAUUCUUGUAACAAUCACACACUUGUCGGGAUUACUGAAAUGUGUUUCAUUGCUAUUAUUUCAGGUUGGCAGUUUUAAAGAGUGAGAAGUUGCAUCUGUUAUAUUAUUUCAGUUUUGUCCACGUCACAAGGAAGUGGUGGAACCAAAAUCUUAACAUUGCAAUCUUAUUCUUUGUUCUAGGUAAAUGUAUCAAAGUACAGUAGAGUCUCACUUAUCCAACACUCGCUUAUCCAACAUUCUGGAUUAUUCAACGCAUUUUUGUAGUCAAUGUUUUCAAUACUUUGAUAUUUUGGUGCUAAAUUCGUAAAUACAGUAAUUACAACAUAACAUUACUGCGUAUUGAACUACUUUUUCUGCCAAAUUUGUUGUUAAACAUGAUGUUUUGGUGCUUCAUUUGUAAAAUCAUAACCUGAUUUGAUGUUUAAUAGGCUUUUCCUUAAUGCCUCCUUAUUAUCCAACAUAUUCGCUUAUCCAACAUUCUGCCAGCCCGUUUAUGUUAGAUAAGUGAGACUCUACUGUAUACUGUUCUAUUACAUACGUGGAUAAGCUGCAACCUUUCAGGUAUUGUUGGACUGUACCUCUCUGCAUUCCUCAUCAUUUAAAAUGUUAGCUCUGGUUGCUGGAACUUUUCAGUUGAACCUCUUUGCCUACCUCUUUUCUAUUAAAACAAAGAGGCUUUAUAGUCAUGUAGCCUACCAAUUACCUUUACUACUUUGAGUAAAAAGUAUUCUCAACAUAUGCACACCUUACAACAGUAAAUUCCUACUAUUAUUUCAAUGUUAGCUUUUUCUAAGUGUAUUAGUGAAGAAAUUAUAUCACAUUGAACAUUCUGUCUUUUAGAUAAAUGUGUUUUCAUUAUUUAAAUCUAAGAGUACUUAUAGCAGCUUCCUCUUCCUCCUAUUUCCAAUAUAGAGCUUAUGGCAAAGUGGUAUUAUGUCUGUAUGGAUAAUAAUGUUGUUAGUUUUAACCACAAAUGGCAAAUACAGGUUGAACAUCCUUUGAAUUCCAAAAUCCUCCACAUGGAUGACUGAUGCCUUUGUUUUCUAGUGGCUCAAUGUACACAAAUUUUGUUUCGUGCAUUUUUUUAAAAAAAGAAUUGCAUAUAAAAUUAUCUUUAGAUUAUGUAUCAGUUGUUUCUGAAACAUAAAUACAUUCUGAGAUAGCUCAUUAUAAAUAUGUAAAUAUUCAAAAUCUGAAAAAUUCAAAAUAUGGAAUAUGGUACUUCUGCUCCAAAGUAUUUUGGAUAAGGGAUACUUAACCUCUAAUGUCUAAAGCGAGCUUCCCAAUUAGAGUUAAUGUUAAAACUGUAUGCAGAUACGAUGCAUUAUAGUUGUGACCAAGACAAUGUCUGUGCACAGGUUUCCUUUCUAUUCCAAGCAAUUAAGAAAGUAGCAACAAUGUAUCAACACAACAUUUAUAUGCUUUCUUGAAUGUUGAAUUGUGAUGGCUUAUAGUGAUGGCUAUUAUUUACUAUGUGCUAUUAAUUAUUUCUCAAUUGUUAAGUCAGGAAAAACAGUAGUCUGAUAUAUUAUGAUUAAUAUGAAAGAUUUCAGUUUCAGAUACUACCUCAUUAAAUGUAUUGUGCUAAGUAUAUAAAAAGCUUGAUAUAUUUGGAGCCUAUUUAAACAGUAAUGAGUGAAACACUUUAAGCUGCCCUUCAAAACCUUCUGAAUAUCUAGCUAUGCUGUCUAGAAUUGAAUUACAAAGUUACGAUGUUAUAGAUAACUGCUAUAAAUGUAUUGAAAAGCUAUUUUUUGAGAUUUGCACUAGAUAUUAAAAUGUAUUUUCUUGCACUUCUUUUCAUUCAGCUAUAUUCCUUGAUGUCUUCAGUGCCAGUUCAUAAGCAGUUUUAUUCUAAUUUCAGUUUUAAUAUAUCUGCUCUGUUUGUUUAUUUUUUCAGAGCUUUUUCACAAGUACCUUGUGUAUCAGUAUCCUUCUAUCCCAAAUCUUUUGAGUUUCAAGUCAGUAUUCCCUCAGUAUCAAAGGAUUGGAUGCAAACAUGAAAACUAAAUAAUUUUACUAAGGCAUACCCUUUCUUGGCUUUGGUUAACACACAUAUGGCAUUUUAUUUGCUGUCUGUGUCCCUGUUCAGAAGAUUUCACCUCACUUUCUGUCUCUGUGAUAAUUGGAUUUUGAAAAAAAAAAUUGGAUUGUUGUGGAAACAAGGAUUGGUGAUAAAAUUUCAGUGGAGACACCUUUCCCCUAAAACUCUUUCAGAAGCGAAUUUCCCUUCUGAUGGGUAGAUUUCUCUCACUUCCUGUUGCCUCAGCCCCAUUCUUAACUAUGAGUUAUUUGUAAGUUGGAUGUUUGUAACCUGGGGACUGCUUAUAUAGGGAAGUUUAUGCCACAAUAAAAUCUGUUUUGCUGUUAAAAUACCAGAACAUUUCUUAUGGAUUUGGCUGCAAUGAAUCACAUGCCCUUUCAUACCACACAGCUAUAACACUAUGAUUCUCCUUUAACUGCCAUGGCUACAACCUGCAGAAUCAUGGGCUUUGUAAUUUGGUGAGAUACGAGAGCUCUCUGUCUCAGCUCCUCUCUAAUCUGCAAAUCCCAGAAUGCCAUACAAUGUUUCCAUGGCCAUUAAAUUGUAUCAUAAUUGUGUAGUAUGGAACUGAUCUAAUGAGGCUAUACACUCUGGGAAAUUCCUACAUUAAAAACCAAAUUAUUCUUUGUUACUCAGAUAUUUGCUGCACUCCUUCUUAGAAGCAGACACGGAGCUCAGAAAAUAUACAUUUCUUUUCUUUAUUUGAGAAAUCCUGGGAAACAGGUCAACCCCACCAAUGAAUAAACUUUGAUUUGCUUGCUGUUA
Molecule: messenger RNA, 4594 nt
Organism: Anolis carolinensis (green anole)
Lineage: Eukaryota; Metazoa; Chordata; Lepidosauria; Squamata; Anolidae
Gene: adig
Product: adipogenin
Exons: 3
Coding region: 1065-1730 (221 amino acids)
Biological process (GO): fat cell differentiation
Source: RefSeq, a predicted model, not a curated record